CGAUUUUGUCUCCUGCUGACGGGCACCCUGUGUAAAGCCAGCGGCUUUUACGUGCGACGUAACACACUUAUGAUUCCAGACGUACAUCUCCAUGAAAACAACCUCAGGACUUCACCGAAACAGCGAAAAAUAUGUCGUCGAGGGCAAGCUCAUCAAAUGCAAGACCGCCAAGCGGAAUUUCUCAAACAAGCGGGAAGAAAACCCCAAACAGACCACCGAGCGGAGGAGGGAGACCCCCUUCAGGCAAAACCAAAAACGUAACACAGCAUCUACUCAGCAAAGAGGAGGAGUACAUGCGACUCAAUGCAGAGCUGGAGGAGCGAACAGCCUCUCUCAUCAAAGAAGCUGAGGAAGUAAUGCAUGACCAGGAUGAGUACUUGUCCAGACAAACACCGUCAACCUAUUACCUUGACCUUGGGGAUGACCUUGCUGAAGAUUUGUUACCAUUGACACUAAAUCCACCAAAGGACAAGCCUCCAUCAGCUGGAGCGAAUACAAAAAUUAAUGCUACAACUUCAAGGCCUACUUCAAAAACUAAGAAACCUUCAGCAAGGCCAAAGUCUAAGACUACAGAUCGCCCAAGAACCACCACUCCUGCAACGUCCAGUCGCUCUGCUUCAGCUGCGAGCCAUACCCCAGAAACUAACAACAUCCUUCAAGAGAGAAUCAAUCUGGCAACUGUAAUCAGUAACAUGGAGGAUGGAGCACAUGAUGACAGCUACACAAGCAACCUUAACAAUGAUGUAUUACCCGCAGGGGCAGAGGAUAUGGGCUCAGAGGCCACCAUUCGCUUCCUCAAGGCAAAGCUGAGGGUGAUGCAAGAGGAAAUGGAUAGAAUAUCUGCAGCAUUUGCUAAAAAGGAAGAAUUAAUCACGGAGUCUGAGAAGAAAGUCAAGGAACUCUCUGAAGAGCAAGGAAGGCUUCAAAAGACCAAUUCUGCCCUUCAAUCUCAGAUUGAGAAGUACAAAAAGCUGUAUGAGGAAUCGAAGCAAAAGAGUGAUGGUCUGGAGCAGCAGCUGAACGCCACUCGAAAGGAACUUGAUGGACUGCAACGUGAUCAGAAAGCUGCUUCCAGUAACAAGAAUGUGGUCGAGGUUCGGCUGAACCGAGCUCUUGAAGAGACUGAGAAAUAUAAAACGGCACUGCAGAAAGCCAAAGCACAGUCUAAGGAUUCCAGUGAACAGGAGAGGCGGCGGGUGGAGCAGCUGAUGGCGGAGAACAAGCGACUGGAGAAACAGAAAAACGAGCUGAUGGCGGGAUUCAAGAAGCAGAUGAAACUCGUUGACGUGCUUAAGCGGCAAAAGAUGCACAUAGAAGCGGCCAAGUUAUUGCAGUUCACUGAGGAAGAAUUUGUCAAAGCGCUAGACUGGGGUAAUUAGACACAAGACACACCAAGUGAGCCGUGGGGUGUCUCUUCUCGGUGGAGAUGAAAUCCCAGAAGCACAGCCUAGCCCUGGCGUUUCUAUCGGGUUUCCUGUGAAAGAGAUUGGAAGUGCGAGCUGGCCCUCUAGGAGAUUGUUGUAAGUGUGAACUUUUCCCCGCCCGUCUUCACAUUUCUGAAAUCAGGAAUGGCAGGGCGAACAAAAAAAAAAAAAAAAAACGAUGAAAACAACUUUUUAUUCUUUAUUUAAAAAUAUUGUAAAUACCAAAAAUGUUGUAAACGAUUAGCUGUUGUACUAUAAAAUCUUAUAAAAGCUACUAGAUAAA
Messenger RNA from Nematostella vectensis (starlet sea anemone), 1707 nucleotides. RefSeq names its product testis-expressed protein 9. The coding region runs from base 132 to 1379 and encodes 415 amino acids. The record is from RefSeq and is a predicted model, not a curated record. The transcript has 13 exons. Lineage: Eukaryota; Metazoa; Cnidaria; Anthozoa; Actiniaria; Edwardsiidae.